AUGCCCGAAUUGUACAGAAAAGAACUAAUCAGGCAACCAUCAACGGAUAGCAAUGGCGGCCAAGAGAUGGAGUACUGCGGCAAAUUGCACUUUGCGCUGAAAUAUGAUAAAGAGCUGGAAGGCCUUGUAGUGAAGGUAUUCGAAUCGAGAGAUCUACCAGUGAAAGAUAUGAAUGGAAGCUGCGAUCCAUACAUCAAGUUGUAUCUACUGCCUGAUAGAAAGAAGAAAUUCCAGACCAAGGUACAUCGGAAGAAUCAAAAUCCAGUUUUCAAUGAAACAUUCAUAUUCAGUUUUCAGUUGUACAAUUUGAAGAAAAAACAUAUCGAUGAAUCGAAGCUAACUGAACAUGGACAACAUAUGGCAGAGUGGAAUAAUAUCAAAAUCAUAGGAAAGAAAGAUAACAACCUGAAAACGAAAAUCGAGUAA
Molecule: messenger RNA, 426 nt
Organism: Phaedon cochleariae (mustard beetle)
Lineage: Eukaryota; Metazoa; Arthropoda; Insecta; Coleoptera; Chrysomelidae
Source: the annotation of a GenBank genome assembly